Fusarium sp. VM40 is the source of this 1221-nucleotide messenger RNA. The record is from the annotation of a GenBank genome assembly. NCBI's taxonomy places the organism in Eukaryota, Fungi, Ascomycota, Sordariomycetes, Hypocreales, Nectriaceae.
AUGAAGUUCUUCAGCCUAUUCGUCUUUGUCCCAUGUGCUGUCGCGCAUCACACGCGACAGUAUGAGGCUCUUCAAGCAGCUCCCGGCGACCUCAUGCCGCGCUUCUUUAUCGAUCGCUCGUUUCCCUUGGCCAAGCGCGCGGACUGUGGUUCCGAUCACCAUAACUGCCUUGAGAUUGGCUUCCCCGAUGACUGUUGCGAGAACGACUCUUACUGCUACGUCAACGGAAAAGGUGAUCCUAAAUGCUGUCCCAUAGGCUCUAACUGCUCCAACGACUCUCCAUGCGGCUCGACGGCGUACUUCUGCACCCGCACCGUCACCUCGGGCGGAACUGCCACAGCGCUACAGGGCUGCUGCGAUCGUAAGUGUCCCAGGACGAGUCUCUAUCUCUGUCCCAGCAGUCUCGGUGGGAACUGCUGCGGUUACAACCAAGAGUGCCGCGCCGGCGGCAAUUGCGCUUCUACCAAAGCUGCCUCUAGAACAGACCUUUUAUCCCCCAUACCCUCAGGUUGCACGACCUCCCAGCAUAAAUGCUCAGAUGGAGCUGGCUGUUGCGAUAAUGACCAAGACUGCACCCAAGUCAGCGGAGAGGGAUAUUGUGCUCAAGCAACACCGACGGAAAGCGGCGUUACCAUCGUUGACGACAACGACGAUGGCGGUGGCGAUGGCGGACUAUCAGAUGGGGCAAAGGCGGGUAUUGGUGUUGGUGUCGUCGUGGGAACAGGUAUCAUUGUCGCAGGACUUGCGUGGAUGUGCCUACGCAAGCGAAGACAACAGCGAACUGCGACAGGACCGUCAGCAUCAGGCGAUGUAGAUGGCAGCGGUCCCCCGCGUGAUACUAUGACAGAUAUCUCAGGGAGCCACGCUCGAACAGGGCUGACUCGAGACUACUUUGGCCCCGACCCAGCAGCAGGACCGUAUACAGAGCAGGCCAGCUCACGGGUCACUUCACCCGGGAGAGAAGCUGCAGUGCCGAUGCAUGCACAAGGACCAGGCGAUAUUGCGGCACCAGUCGAAAUCGAUUCAACGACAAGAGAAGGCAGUGAUCUUCUGUCACCCAUGACCAGUCCAAGUCUGUAUCAGACACCGCUCUCCGAAACGAUGGAUGGCCGCUUCGAACUAUACGGUAACGAGUCAGCUAUAACUCCAGACCGUCCGUUGUCAAUCGUUCCGACACCGCCACAGAGCGUCAUGGGGGAUAAGGCUCCACAGCGAGAGUAA